CUCCCUCUCUCACGUCCACUCUCUUGGCGUCCUGGGAGGAGGAGAACUAGAGGAGGAGCAGAGAGAAAUCCAAAGCUUGCAAGCACAAUGAUGCAGGUGGAGGACCAACCGUCUCUGCCCCUGAUGCAGCAACCCCCACCUCCUAGUGCAAUGAUCAAUGGAGAUUCCCAAGUCAAGGAGAAUUCCCCUAAUAAUGGUGUAAUGAUUGAGGAUUCUCCAGUGAAGGAGCAUCUGUACAGAUCAAAGCUGCCGGACAUAGAUAUUCCAUACCAUCUUCCCCUGCACACCUAUUGCUUCGAGAAUUUGGAGAAAGUGAGAGACAGGCCAUGCUUGAUAGACGGAUCUUCCGGAAAAAUCUAUAGCUAUGGAGAUGUGGAUUUAAUAUCCAGAAAGAUGGCCUCGGGGCUGGCGAAAGUGGGCAUCGGAAAAGGCGACGUGGUCAUGCUCCUGCUCCACAAUUGCCCCGAAUUUGCGUUUGUAUUCCUGGGCACAACCAUCGCCGGCGGCGUGGCCACCACAGCCAAUCCUUUCUACACCCCCGCCGAUAUUGCCAAGCAACUCCGCGCCUCCAAUGCCCGAAUGGUUGUCACGCACGCUGCCUAUGUCGAAAAGCUCGCCGACUUCCUUCCCCACCUGCAAGUCCUAACGGUGGACGCCCCGCCGGAGGGGUGCGGUCACAUUUCGGCCCUGUUGGAAGGCGACGAGGACAAGUGCCCUGCCCCUUCUCUCGUGCCGGACGACGCUGUAGCCCUGCCCUAUUCCUCGGGAACCACGGGUCUCCCCAAAGGAGUUAUCUUGACGCACAAGAGCCUUCUCUCCAGCGUUGCUCAGCAGGUCGAUGGCCUCAACCCCAAUCUUUAUCUGCACUCCGACGACGUGGUGCUCUGUGUGCUCCCGCUCUUUCACAUCUACUCCCUCAAUUCUGUGUUGCUCUGUUCCUUGAGAGCCGGCGCCGCCAUUCUGCUGAUGCACAAGUUUGAGAUCGCUACGCUGCUGCACUUAAUCCACACUUACAAGGUCACCGUUGCCCCUGUGGUGCCUCCCAUUGUGCUGGCCAUUGCCAAGAACCCCAUGCUCGACCAUCACGAUCUCAGCUCCAUUAGGAUUGUGCUCUCUGGUGCAGCGCCUCUUGGGAAAGAGCUCCAACAAGCCCUCUCCACCCGCCUUCCCAACGCUACCUUUGGUCAGGGCUACGGUAUGACGGAGGCGGGCCCCGUGCUUUCAAUGUGCCUCGCAUUCGCCAAGGACCCCUUCCCUACCAACUCCGGCUCCUGUGGAACGGUUGUUCGCAACGCCCACAUGAAGAUCGUUGACCCGGACACCGGGGAAUCGCUUUCCUAUAACAAACCGGGAGAAAUUUGCAUCCGAGGCCCCCAAAUUAUGAAAGGUUAUCUCAAUGAUCCGGAGGCUACGGCAAGGACUAUUGAUAAAGAUGGGUGGUUGCAUACUGGAGAUAUUGGAUAUAUUGACGAUGACGAUGAAGUUUUCAUCGUGGACAGAGUGAAAGAACUCAUCAAAUACAAGGGAUUCCAGGUGCCUCCUGCGGAGUUGGAAUCAAUUCUUAUCACCCAUGCAUCAAUCGCAGACGCAGCAGUUGUCCCCCAAAAGGAUGAAGCCGCAGGAGAGGUUCCUGUAGCCUUCGUCGUUAGAUCCAACGGAUUUGAUCUUACAGAAGAUGAAAUCAAGCAAUUCGUGGCCAAACAGGUGGUGUUUUACAAGAGACUGCAUAAGGUGUAUUUCAUCCAUGCGAUACCCAAGUCUGCUGCCGGAAAAAUACUUAGAAAGGAUUUGAGAGCAAAGCUCGUUGCUCCUGCCCCUGCCCCUGCCCCUGCCCCUGAGGAAGGCAAAUAAACACACUGCAAAUUUGUUUUCGUGGGUUUCUCCUUUAAACAAGGAUAGAUUUAUGUUCAUCAGAGUUUUAUGUUUUAUGCAUUGUCUGUGCCCGUUUAUAUCUCAAAGGAAGGGUUUCGCCAUUCAAUAGAACCCCUUCGACAUUCUUAGCUCUCUUCAUAAAUGUGUGCCAUUGUGCGCCACUUUUUCCUGUUUA
Cryptomeria japonica (Japanese cedar) is the source of this 2047-nucleotide messenger RNA. Its product is annotated as 4-coumarate--CoA ligase. Lineage: Eukaryota; Viridiplantae; Streptophyta; Pinopsida; Cupressales; Cupressaceae. The record is from RefSeq and is a predicted model, not a curated record. The transcript has 5 exons. Gene Ontology annotation, molecular function: 4-coumarate-CoA ligase activity. Bases 88 to 1851 code for a protein of 587 amino acids.